Molecule: messenger RNA, 687 nt
Organism: Oppia nitens
Lineage: Eukaryota; Metazoa; Arthropoda; Arachnida; Sarcoptiformes; Oppiidae
Product: peptidoglycan-recognition protein 1-like
Exons: 4
Coding region: 1-687 (228 amino acids)
Biological process (GO): peptidoglycan catabolic process
Molecular function (GO): N-acetylmuramoyl-L-alanine amidase activity; zinc ion binding
Source: RefSeq, a predicted model, not a curated record
AUGUACUAUCCUUUUGAAUGGCGCGCACACUCUCAUAAACAACAAGCUCAAGUAGUUAAUAAUAUCUAUUAUACACAACAACAACAACAACAACAACAAGCUCAAGUAUGCAAUGAAAUACAAUGGGUAUCGCGUAAUGAAUGGGCUGGCCGUCCGCCCAGACAACCGGCUAAAACAUUGCCACUGCCUGUCGGACACGCAUUCAUACAUCACACAGUUAGUCCCCUAAACUGUCUGAACCAUAGCUCAUGUAUUCAAGCCGUCAAAUGGGCACAAAACCUACAUAUGGAUGGAAACGGUUGGGACGAUAUCGGCUAUAAUUUCCUAUUAGGUGGUGACCAUCGGAUAUAUAUAGCCAGGGGUUGGUCAGCUCAAGGUAGUCAUACAUUGGGUAUGAAUGACCGGUCAAUAAAUCUGGCAUUUAUUGGUAACUAUGACCUCGAAUGGCCAACCGCUGGGAUGCUUGAAAUGGCCCAAAAAUGGCUGAAAUGUUCACUAGCUAUGGGUAUACUAACCCCAGAUUAUCAACUGCAUGGACACCGGGAUCAGUCGUGUUUGUUUUCAAGUCCCGGUCAACAUGUCUAUGAUCUAAUUAAACAGUGGCCACAUUUUCUAGGCGGACCGUUACCAACGUCUAAGUGCUAUAAAUCUAAUAUAACUACUACUACUACAAGUAGUAGCCAUUGA